Molecule: messenger RNA, 2213 nt
Organism: Armigeres subalbatus
Lineage: Eukaryota; Metazoa; Arthropoda; Insecta; Diptera; Culicidae
Product: zinc finger CCCH domain-containing protein 11A-like
Exons: 1
Coding region: 310-762 (150 amino acids)
Molecular function (GO): metal ion binding
Source: RefSeq, a predicted model, not a curated record
GAUAAAUACAUAAGAGAAAGUGACACGCUCUUUGACAGGGGUCCAUUUUACAUAGUGGAUGGAAGAGUAAUUUUGUGUUAUUGUAUUAUUAUCCAAUUUUAUCGUGAAAAAAGUUCGCCAUUCAAAGUCUACUAAACAUAACACAUUGCGCUCUGUCCGGAACGUCCUUCGCUGUGCGAGUUAGCAUCGGUAUUCGACGUCAUUCUGCAGCAAAAGCAGCACCAAGCGACGACGGCAGCAAAAAUUGCUCUCCGACCACGAAGGCGAAGACUUCCACGGAAGACACCACCUGUGCAGAAUCAACCAUUUAUGGAUCUACCAAGGAAUUUGCAUGAUUGCUACUUCUUCUACUACUCGACAUGUAAAAAGGGAACGAAUUGCGAGUAUCGCCAUGAGCCAGCUGCGCUUGGCCACGAAGAAACCUGCAAACUGUGGCAAGAAGGGAAAUGUUACAACCGGACGUGCACCAUGCGUCAUAUGAAGAUUGAGAAGCCACGUUCGGCUACUCCGUGCUUCUGGGAGGAUCAACCGGGCGGGUGCCGAAAGCCGCACUGUGUGUUCCAGCAUAAAACUCCGAAACCCCAGGCUCCUCCAUCACAUCCGGCAACAACGAGCAGUAUGAUGUCCCAGGUGGCAGCCCAGGCCGCUUCCGGAGCUCCUACAGCCAGCGCGGCUGGCACAGCGCCACAUAUGAUGCACACCACUUCCCCGGCGGUUGUUUUGGACUACAACUACGCUACUCUACUGCCCCGCAUCAUCUAAACUGGACGGAGGAACGUAACGAGCGGAGCGGAUCUUCCAGGGCCACCGUGGAAGAAGGAGGAGAACGCUCGAAUGUACGCAGGAACAGGGGUAGCUUGUUGAACCAUCUUCUCCGCGCACGUUUGGAUCCCGUUGCGCCAGCGCAGUUGAACUUUCUUCGUUUUGGAACCGUUUGUACUUUUGCUUUGUCCACCCUCCCCAUCAUCCUCACCCCGGAAACGUAAGUUAAUUUAAAUUAUUCACCGUUUGUUUGUUUAAAGAAAAACAGCCCGGAUCGAAGUGUAGGAACCGGAACUUCAAAUGCAACUACAUAGUGCAAUAGGAUUCGUGUUGAUAAGCAUUUUUUGGUAGAUUACGAUUUAGAGAGAAACGAGGCCGGUUCUGCUUUCACGAUUGCAUCUAUUAAUGAUUAUUAUAUCCAGUUUAGUUAUUUAGGUAUUAAUUGUUUUUUUUUUGAAGGAAGUGAUUAUGAAUCAACAAUGAAACUAUCUUAUAUUAUCACGUAUCUUGUUAUGAAGUCUAAUGCAUUAUUAUCCUUAUUUAUAUAUGCCUAAUUGUGUAAUGGUAGGGAGGAGCAAGGAUUCUUGGUUUUUCUUUGAGUUAAUGCACUUUAAAUUGUAUUUCAUUGAAGCAAACUUAUAUAGCCCUAGUGUAGUGAAAUUGCUAAACAAAACUAGUGAAAAUAAUCGUCAUCAAAGCUGAGGCAAAAUAAAAUAAAAACUUUGAAUAAAACUCUGGAAUCAUCCACUUACCACUCUUUAACAAAAAAAUGUAGGAUUUCGGAAGCUAUUUUCUCCCCAGCGUUAUUAAAUGGGGGAACGCGUUCACAAUUUUCGAUUUACAUAAAGAAGUAUUUUGCGCAUUUGUUUAAUUUUUUGUUUAUUGGUUUAUAGACAAAUGCAAUUUUCGUCCUAUACAUCGCCGUGUGCAGUAUUCUGAACAUUGUUGCCUUGAAGUUGGAGUUAUCCUUCAUUCACAGUUUUCUUAUAUAUUUUUUGCAAACCUGGCACAAGUGCAUUUUGAUUCACCAAUAUUUCAAAAUCUUGUAUAUCAUAGGGUUAGCACUCUAUGACUCUAUACUCAGGAAUGCCAGAAAAGUCACCACCCGAAAUUUUGCUACACCGAACAUGGAUUAAGACCAAGCCACUUUUAGCAUGGUUUGUUAUGUAGACGACUGAAAGCAACUAAUUAUUUGUUGUAUUUCAAACUCUAAUAUAUUAUUGGUGACCCAUAUAGUUAUUUAAUAAUGAAUAGAAAGGAUCUGAGUCAUUCGGGGUCUAAGUCGUUUCCCCAUUUGAUUUUGCUCGAACAAAAAUGUAUUUUGAAAGGCAUUUUUCAAUUUUUCUUUGGCUCCCUUGUGAAGAAUGCGUAUAGACUAAAUGAAACGAAAACAAUUUCCGUGUUCGCUUUUAGAUCUCGAGGAUGUAGCUUAUCAGUGUUGGAACAAAUAA